Histoplasma capsulatum G186AR is the source of this 2805-nucleotide messenger RNA. RefSeq names its product sentrin/SUMO-specific protease. NCBI's taxonomy places the organism in Eukaryota, Fungi, Ascomycota, Eurotiomycetes, Onygenales, Ajellomycetaceae. Gene Ontology annotation, molecular function: deSUMOylase activity. Gene Ontology annotation, cellular component: nucleus. Bases 1 to 2805 code for a protein of 934 amino acids. The transcript has 3 exons. Gene Ontology annotation, biological process: protein desumoylation. The record is from RefSeq and is a predicted model, not a curated record.
AUGUCCCGGAUCCUUCGACGCGUUUUAAUACGGAACCUCUACUUAAGACACGCUCCCCCCGAGGAGCCCGUCGAUAGGAUGGACUGGGAGGAAACACCCCCAGAAGAUCCCCCUCAAGAUCCCCCUCAAGAUCCCACGCCGUCUCAGCAACACGCAUCUGAAGCUAGCCACCAGCAACCGCAACCUGGGUUAGGUGAAGCCGAAGCGUCAAUCUACAAUAUGGUGCAAGAAACCAACACGCAAGUCUCCCCUAUUUCGCAUCCGAAUCCCGGAUUAGAACCUCCUCAAAUAAACCCUCAACCAAGAGCUACUGAGGCUCCAAUGCCUGCUCCUCAACCCCUUCCCAGCGGGUCUCGAUUCUAUGAUCAAAAUUACCAUCUAGCCAUUCUUCGUGCUCAAGCUGCUACACGGAUGAAUUUUACUCAAGAGCUAGCGUCUAGACGUCCUUCUGGCAGGUUAGGACCACUAGCGCCAAUUUCGAAUCGCCAAGCUUAUAUGCGUGACGCUGUGCAACCAUCAGAAUUAUGGUACCGUCUGAGGCAUGAUGAAAAUCUUGCAAUGCAACGACAAUUGGAUGAACUUAGAAAUCAAUCCACUGUGCGAAGAGGACGUGCUCCAUAUCCGUAUACCCCGCGAUCAUUUGAUUUUCAGUCGACUAGCCCGAAUUCACGCAAGCGGCGCAUUGAGGCUGUUGAUGGCUACUCGCAAAAUGAGAAUAGGACUGCACGUGAUGUUGACGUCCACAGCCCACAUAAUGCCAUGCCCGAGUCACCCAUUGACACAUCGAUGGUGGAUGCCCCUCCAUAUGAGAGCUCCCCACUUCAAGCGUCUCCAAGUAAUCUUUCAUACCUACAAAAAGUAGAGCAAAUAAUUUCUAAUGCCUACUUCCCGGUCUUAAAAGCAAUGCGGUUCGCUAUACAAAAAGUGGGCAACAAAGCCGUACGGACAUAUCGAGAAUUCGUUCAAGCGGCAGUUGAGGUCACGGGAAGUGCAAAAAGACGGGCGGUGGCUAUUCGUGACAAGCUGACCCCUGAAUUCAUUCGACGCAAAAUGAAUCACCAACACCAGGCGGUGAAAACCCUUCGCCGCCUAAACCCUAGUGAGCGCCAUAUCCUGAAAGCUCGGAGGCUGGGUAUGGGCAAGAAAAAACAAGACUCUUCAUCUCUACAAGUUACACUCGAUGAAUAUGAAGAUAUCACACCCCCUCGCCCACCUCGUGAUAUGCCACCCUCGGUGAUGAUUAAUUCCUAUAGACUUCCUAAAGAAAAAGUUCCUACCAAAACAUUAUGCACUGCCCAAAAAGAUCGUGUUGUGAAAGGUGCAAGGGUACAGAAGGGAAAGCUUCAUGACAAAGCCAAAUUGAAAGCCAAGACACCCUCUCAGAAGCUCACUCAACUUACUCAAAAGGGUGUUAACAAAGUUGCCAUGCCACGCGCUCCAAGGCGUGGAGAAUUAAUUAAGGGAGCUUGGCCAAAUGCCAUACCACCAAAUGAAGCUGUUCUACGGGCGUAUCAUGAAUCUUUUCGGGAAUUGAGGAAUAAACCUAUGGAAGCAGUAUCAGAGACAGCAAAACCUUCAGGACCCCCAAAAGGAUAUCACGGAGUAUAUUUUCCAGGGGAAGAAAAUCAGCCCCCUCUUCCUCCACUUCCUUCGACUUCUGUUCCUCCAUCCAGCCCACCCUCUCCCCCUUCGCAGAAUCUAGCUGGAGAACCCACUUCUCAACCCGAAGCAUCUGUUGAGACUGAAGAGCCUGGGCCACCUAAAGAAGCACUCCGUCCUUCCUCUCCUGAAUAUGAAGGGUUUCUGACCAGGCCGCCACGACCGCGACGCGAAGCCAAAGAAGUCCACUGGCUCCAGUCUGAAUCCCCAAUGGGACGGCCAAUUUCUUCAAUGCGGGCCUACGAUCCUCUAUCUCGUGUCACCUCAUUUCAACCACACGAACCUGCCAAAGCAGAAGCAUCAGGUCGCCAAGCUACGAAGUCAAUCAACGAGGAAACAUCGACAGAUAUGUCGGUCCAGCGCAGCCAAGCCCUUCUACGAUCUCCAGAAACCCCUUCCAUCAAGCAUCUGACAGCCUCCUGGGAAGCUAAAGUCGACCGCGCGAUGGCACUUUCCGACAAGAGUGAGGUUGGUAUCACACCUCGUGGCCAGCCCCUCCUUCGGAGGUCCCUGAACAAAUGUUACACGAAUCUCGAGUGGCUCAAUGACGAGGUAAUCAACGCAUACCUGGAGCUGAUCGUCGACUAUGCACGUCAGGAAGCAGGGAAUUCUGGGCGACACGACAAGCCCAAAUAUCACGCCUUCCCAUCAUUCUUCUUCUCAAACCUUCGGGACAAAGGUUACGAGAGCGUAAGGCGUUGGGCGACUCGUGCCAAGAUCGGGGGCGAGGCGUUGUUGCAGGUGGAAACAGUUUUAAUUCCCGUCCACGACCACCUGCACUGGACCCUCAUUGUAGUCCGGCCGACUGCUCGCACGAUCGAGCACUUCGAUUCCAUGGGGUCACCCUCCUUGGCCCACAUUUCCAGGGCCAAGGAGUGGUUAAGGGGGGAGUUGGGCGACCUCUUCGUGGAAGAGGAGUGGCGGGUGCUCCCGUCGACCUCCCCACAGCAAACUAACGGCAGCGACUGCGGGGUAUUCCUCCUGACGAACGCCAAACUGGUGUCGUUGGGCAAGCCUCUGAGAUAUGGGGCGAGGGAUAUUCCCGAGAUCCGUAAAAGGAUCGUUGCCGAGCUGAUGAAUGGGGGGUUCUUCGGGGAUUUCGACCCGAAGAAGGAUGAGACGGGUCCCGUUAGGUCGAUGCUGUGA